This is a messenger RNA of Plutella xylostella (diamondback moth), 2938 nucleotides long. RefSeq names its product phospholipase A1. Gene Ontology annotation, molecular function: lipase activity; serine hydrolase activity. The record is from RefSeq and is a predicted model, not a curated record. Gene Ontology annotation, biological process: lipid catabolic process. Lineage: Eukaryota; Metazoa; Arthropoda; Insecta; Lepidoptera; Plutellidae.
UUAAGAUUCAAUCGUCGUGUAUAUUUUUUAUCAGACGUAGAGAAAUAUCUAUUCUAGUUUAUCGAGAAAUAUUAAUAAAAAGAGUGCUUAGGUACCUAUCUACAUCUGUUAAACCAUUUGCUUUAUUCCGUAGAGUAAUAUAUUAGCGUGCGGCCGCGGCUGCAGUGCCCGUGCGGAGGCGACAGGGUCGACAGUGGCAUGGCACGCGCGCUCGCCGCCGCCGCGCUGCUGGCUCUCUGGCUGCCCCCCGCGGCCCCCGCGUCCCCCACCGCCCCCCCGCCUGCCUCCAGCCAGCCAGAACUGUCCUUCGCAGAAAACGUCUACGUCAAACUCUCAGGCGCAUGUCGCGCAAUAGUCGACUUGCGUUACAGCUCGCAGAAAGAUCAAGGUGAAUUGGUCAAAAGCAUGAAAAUAGUGCAACUAGUCGGCUCCGAGUUGCGAACGUUUCCAAUAGACAGUGCGUACAGGUCGCUGACCUCGACUUUGUCGUUCGACAUCAGCAAGCAGACUAAAGUGAUAAUCCACGGGUUCAACGACAACGCGCAGUCGGAGGUGCCUCUGGAGCUGGCGCGCGCGUACGGAGAGAAGAACAUGUUCAACGUGCUGUUAGUCGACGCCGAGGAGCUGCUGAACAAGUGGUACCCUCUGUCGGUGCACAACGCGCGCGCGGCGGCGCGGCGGCUCGCCAACCUGCUGGCCAACCUGGAGCAGCACGGGGCCGCCGCCGCCGACCUGCACCUGCUGGGGGUCAGCCUCGGCGCGCACGUGGCGGGCUGGGCCGGCAAGUACUUCCGCCUCUACAAGGGCCGCAAGCUCGGCCGCAUCACCGGGCUCGACCCCGCCGGGCCCUGCUUCACGCACGCCUACAGCGACCAAAGACUGGACAGACACGACGCGGAGUACGUGGAUGUGAUACACUCGAAUAGGCUUGUGCAAGGGGUGAUUGAGCCGUUGGGUCACGCUGAUUACUACUUGAACGGGGGCGGGCCGCACCAGCCGGGCUGCGCGGCGCCGAGCUGCAGCCACCUGCGGGCGGCGCAGGCCUACGCCGAGAGCGUGCGCUCGCCGCGCGCCUUCGUGGCCGUGCGCUGCGCCGACUGGCAGCACUUCCUCCACAACUCCUGCGGGACCGACUACUCCGUCAUGGGCUACGGCUCCUCCUUCACGUCUAGAGGACAGUUUUAUCUCAGAACUAACCCGGACCCUCCGUACGGCAUGGGCAUGAAUGGGACUGUCUACAAAGACAAGGUGAAAUCAACAACACAGAAAUGGAUGGAACAACUGAAUCUAAUAAAAUAAGUCUUAUUUUAGUCAUUAAAGUGUAAAUAUAAAGAUAAAAUGAAUCAAAAUUAUGUUCUUCCCGUAUAAUAAACUCGCUUAUUAUUAGCACAUAAUAAGCCAUAUUUUUUGUCACUAGAUUAAAUUUUGCCAUAGUAUUGUAAAAGUGUUACGUUUUUAUUUACGGUCUGCAAUAGAUUAUUAAACUUAGCGACAAUUGAAAUUACAAAAUUCAAUGUAACAGUGAAUUACGUAGCGUUAUAGAAUUAGCUACUCGGUCCGUGACAAUCAACCGCGGUGGCACAUUUCCGACUAAACCAUUUGUAAUUUUGUAGUUAGCGGGACAAACUAGAGAUUUAUAUUUUGUGAUAUAAUAAAGUUAUAUUUAUUUUUGUUAACUACCUAUAUACUUAUGUUUGUACUCUCUAAAUGUCACCGAGAUGAGUGUUUAUGCUAACGCAAUGAUUAAGUGAACAUCAAGUACACCUGGCUUUAGCAGGUAAAUAAAUAUUGCAUUUAUUCAAAUGUUGUAGGUACAUACAUGUUGCAAAAAAGGAUUAAGUGAGUAGAGUGUACAAGAGGUAGUUAUACAAGUUUCUUAUUCUGAAUAAAGACUGUUUCACACUGUAUGCGUGGAGUCUUGACGUGCGCAAAGAACAGUUAAAAAGUAUGAAAAUCCUGUCUCGUAUCUUACGUAUCAUAUUUUAUACGUCACAGUCUUAGAUUAACAAUAUACGAACAAGAUGGUGUGUCACGUACAAAAACAAAGCAAAAAUCUGUCCGCAUUUUGUUUACUGCCAAACGGUUUUAAGUUCAACCUAACCACAACCAUUUUACUAAUGAAUAAGGUCACAAAUCUUCUAGCCGAACUAAUCCAAAAUAAGAGCUCAGUAGUAGAAGUGCCUGUUAUUUGUCGUCUUGUGCACUGACACUCCAUCUGGUUCGUUUAUUGUUCUAUCUAAUAUAAUCUAAGCUUACAACUCUGCUGCGUGCGCAUCUCCUGUGCAUGCUUCUUAAAAAGGUAACCUAUGGCAAAGUGUCACGUACCCAUUUCAAAUAUCUGUGCAAUACAAAAAGAUAUUUCCUAUCUACUCAACAUCGCGCAUUUCAAAGGGACAUACGAGUUCUGAUAUACUUAUUAGAAAACUGCAUAAUAUUCAAAAUAAAGAAACUUGAUCCUAAUGUCUACGAAACUAUACCUCCAUGUUUAUCUAUCAUGUACCCACUCCGAUUUUGUCGCGCAAUACAUAGUCAAUCUAACUGCACGGAGGGUAAUGUACCGUUAUUGCUAAUGUCAAUGUAUUGACGCCUUUUUGGAAGGAAAUGAACAAUAAAUCGCAGUAGGUAAGUAUCUUAUACUUACUUGUAAAUCAUUGAGGCCAAUAUUGCAUCCAUGCCAUGUGUUUAAAAAUGUAUAUUUUAUUAGGUAUAUUUGUUUAAAAGUACCUAUCACAUUUAUAUUAAACCUUCACCCAGGGUUCUAGCUGAAAACCAGCGCUAUGGUUUAUCAUAGCACCAAGCUGAGCUAGAACCCGUUUCUGCACCGGGAAGCAACACCCUUGCUCAUUUUCCUUUACCUAAACCUUUUCAUUAUUUGUUUUAUUAUUUAUUUUUGUGUUGUUUCCGUGUGUGUGUGUGAAAUAAAAUGUAUUUUCUUUCU